Messenger RNA from Volvox carteri f. nagariensis, 982 nucleotides. RefSeq lists its product as uncharacterized. The record is from RefSeq and is a predicted model, not a curated record. Gene Ontology annotation, biological process: SCF-dependent proteasomal ubiquitin-dependent protein catabolic process. The transcript has 10 exons. The coding region runs from base 35 to 982 and encodes 315 amino acids. Gene Ontology annotation, molecular function: protein binding. Gene Ontology annotation, cellular component: SCF ubiquitin ligase complex. Lineage: Eukaryota; Viridiplantae; Chlorophyta; Chlorophyceae; Chlamydomonadales; Volvocaceae.
CUGCUGGGAAAACAAAUAGCUUUGUUAUAAAGGAAUGACCUUACAAAUUGCGCCGGUUGAGGGUGUCCUGGGCCUCUACCGGCCAUGGCUGUCACUUUACGGGAACCGCUUACAGGUUCCAUCGGCUGUCUCUGAACAGCAAGUGGAGCUGGCGCUGAUUCAGCGAACCAUUCCUCAGGAGCUCAUGGUCAUCAUCUUCAGCUUCCUGGAGCCUUACGCGCUCGGCAAGGCAGCGCUGGUCUGUCGUCAGUGGCGGAACAUCUCUGAGCAUCCACGGCUUUGGGAAUACGCUUGUCACGAGGCGUUUUCCUUGGGAAUUCCAAAUCAUGCAGAACGCCACAAGCUGAUGGCCACGCAGUACAGGUUUUCCUGGAAGCGCAUGUUCGUUCAUCACCCCCACCUCCGCUUUGACGGCCUCUAUGCGGCUCGCAACACUUACGUGCGGACAGGCGUGGUGGAAUUCACCAGCCACAGGCCCGUGCACCUUGUCAGCUAUUUCCGCUAUUACAGGUUCUUGCCGGACGGCACCUUUCUGUACCGCACUAGCCCCAACGUCGUCAGCAAGGUGGCCAACUGCCCCUCCCUCCGAGCUGUGCGGGGCCCGGGGGGGGAGGCAGCCCGGGCCAACCAGCCAUGGGACCGGGGCACCAAGGUCUACUGCGCGCUGGUGUACCCCAAUAGCACCUGUACGGAGCUGCGCUGCCGUCUAGCCAUGGCUUCCACACACCCGGGCGCCAACAACAGAUUGUAUAUCGAGUCCAUUGUGACGUACGACAGGGAGCUGCGUAGUACGGCGGAUCUUUCGGGACAGCAAGGUGGGAUGGGCAGGAGGGAAGGACCGGAUGCAGACGCGGAUGUGGACGCGGCGUCUGGCAAGUCACACAGCCGCGGUCUGGCGCCAUGCAUGUUCGUGCCCUGGGAGCAGGUGCACACCUCCCCCCUCAACCAGCCUUCCCACCUAAUGGACUUCAUGAUUGUGUAA